AUGGUCCGCCUUUCCAUCGCCGCUCUCCUCACCUUCGCCCUCACCGUCUUCGCUGUCGGUGACCCCGCUGGUGCCGCCAAUGUCGGCAACGGCCAGGGCAAGCAGUUCAUCACCGGUGGCUGCACCUCCGAUGCCGACUGCGCCUCGGGCUGCUGCGCUGGCCUCGACGGUGGCGCCGUCUGCUCCGCCCGCGCCGUCGCCAACGCCGCCGGCAAGCAGGGCUGCGGCUUCAACGCCGCUGGGGCCGGCGCCGGUGCCGCCAUCGGCAACAACAACAACAACAACCAGAACAACGGUGCCAACAAUGGCAACGACGGCAGCCAGAACUGCGCCCGCUCCUUCACCGCUUAG
This is a messenger RNA of Cordyceps militaris CM01, 351 nucleotides long. RefSeq lists its product as uncharacterized. The transcript has 2 exons. Bases 1 to 351 code for a protein of 116 amino acids. NCBI's taxonomy places the organism in Eukaryota, Fungi, Ascomycota, Sordariomycetes, Hypocreales, Cordycipitaceae. The record is from RefSeq and is a predicted model, not a curated record.